Molecule: messenger RNA, 1626 nt
Organism: Desarmillaria tabescens
Lineage: Eukaryota; Fungi; Basidiomycota; Agaricomycetes; Agaricales; Physalacriaceae
Product: peptidase S28
Exons: 12
Coding region: 1-1626 (541 amino acids)
Biological process (GO): proteolysis
Molecular function (GO): serine-type exopeptidase activity; dipeptidyl-peptidase activity
Source: RefSeq, a predicted model, not a curated record
AUGCGUUCGAUCCCACUCGCUCUCGCUCCUCUAUCAUGCUUGCUUGGACUUGCAUCUGCUAUACUCAAGGACGGCCGUCCUCAUGCAAAUAUGAUGCCUAUGCCCAUAUUUCCCUCAGUUGAAGCCCCGUACCUCGCUUCGACCGCUCAGGCGAAGGCCACUGUUGCCUACGACACCGUGUACUACUUUGACCAGUUGAUCGACCAUAAUAACGCGUCUCUGGGGACGUUUCAGCAACGUUAUUGGCAUACUUCCGAGUAUUAUGAAUCCGGCGGUCCGAUCAUCCUGCUUACUCCCGGGGAAAACAAUGCUGAGACGUACUACCCUUUUCUUACCAAUAUCUCAAUCUUUGGCCAGAUCGCACAACAGCAGCAUGGAGCGGUUGUGAUCCUGGAGCACCGUUUCUACGGUGCAAGUAACCCAUACCCAGACCUUUCAUCGCAGAGCCUUAAAGUGCUCACCAUUCCCCAAGCCAUUAACGAUUUCGUCUACUUUGCUAAGAAUGUUAAAUUGCCAAUGACAAAUGGAGAUCAACUGGGUCCUGAUAAAGCACCUUGGAUCUUGGCUGGUGCCUUGGUGAGCUGGACUAUGGUAAACAACCCCGGAUUGUUUUAUGCCGGUUAUGCGUCAUCUGCAGUAGUGGAAGCAAUAACGGAUUUCUGGCAAUAUUACGAGCCUAUCCGCCAGUACAUGCCUGCCAAUUGUUCCGCCGAUGUGGCUGCCGUGAUUGCCUAUGUGGAUGAAGUUUUCACUGGCGAUAAUACCACGGCCAUUGACUCCGUCAAGGAGACUUUUGGCAUGAGCAAUCUUACUCAUCUUGAUGAUGCUGCGGGUGCCCUACGAAACAAUCUCUGGGAUUGGCAGUCUCUUCAGCCUACGUCAGGGCCAGAUGCACUAUUUUACCAGUUCUGUGAUGCACUAGAAGUAAAAGAUGGUAUCAGCGCCCCUGCAGAGGGCUGGGGCCUUGAACACGCCCUGGCCUCCUGGGGCGCUUACUUUAAGGGCGAGUACCUUGAACAUCUGUGCGGUGAUGUUAGCGUAGUAGAAUGUUUGGGCACUUACGAUGGGACCCUGGAUUAUUAUACCAAUACUUGCGGUGGGCAACUCUUACCGUUCCUGGAUGUGGACCGUGUAGGUUUUCCUGGCGCCACUUUCGGCUGGUACCAGGGCGGGCCCCCAGAAGGCCACCCCGCAAUUGUCUCAAGACUAGUUAAUGCCGAUACUUUGUAUGCUCAGGUCGGUCACUUGAUCUCUCUGAUGUCGCUGGUUUUCAUGCCUGUGUUCCUUUCCAGCGUCAAUGUGUUCUCAUGUUUCCAGACGCGUUCUCGGAACCGUCCUGAACCCUCGGUCGCUAAUGUCAACUCACGGUACACCGGUUGGGCCGUACAGGCCGAUCGAUUGUUCUUUGCCAAUGCGAACCGCGACCCAUGGAGAGGUGCCACCAUGUCCGCUGACGGUUUAGACAUCCUAGGAACGCUGCUGCAGCCCAUCUUCGUGGGUGAUGGCUUUCAUUGCUCGGACCUGAAAGUUGCAAAUGCGGAAGCAGACAGCUCCAUUGCCGAAGUCCAGACUCAAGCUCUGUUAUCCAUGAGCUCCUGGCUUGGAAGCUGGGCAGCUUCAAUCUAA